This is a messenger RNA of Chrysochloris asiatica (Cape golden mole), 1980 nucleotides long. RefSeq names its product arylsulfatase A (gene ARSA). The record is from RefSeq and is a predicted model, not a curated record. Bases 1 to 1980 code for a protein of 659 amino acids. Gene Ontology annotation, molecular function: arylsulfatase activity. The transcript has 10 exons. Lineage: Eukaryota; Metazoa; Chordata; Mammalia; Afrosoricida; Chrysochloridae.
AUGGGGUUGUUGUGGCCCCUCGCUCUGGCCCUGGUCGGCCUGGCCACGGCUGGCCCCCCUAAUUUCGUGAUCAUCUUUGCCGACGACCUGGGUUAUGGGGACUUGGGCGCCUACGGCCACCCCAGCUCCUCCACCCCCAAUCUGGACCAGCUGGCUGCCGGGGGGCUGCGAUUCACGGAUUUCUACGUGCCGGUAGCUCUGUGUACACCUUCUCGAGCUGCCCUCCUGACCGGCAGACUCCCGGUUCGCCUGGGCAUGUACCCCGGAGUCCUGGAGCCCAGCUCCAAGGGGGGUCUGCCCCUGGAAGAGGUGACCCUGGCUGAGGUCCUGGAAGCUCGAGGUUAUCUCACAGGCAUGGCUGGGAAGUGGCACCUCGGGGUGGGGCCCGGAGGGGCCUUUCUGCCCCCCCACCAGGGCUUCCACCGCUUCCUGGGCAUUCCAUACUCCCACGAUCAGGGCCCUUGCCAGAACCUGACUUGCUUCCCACCGGACACCCUAUGUGAGGGCAGCUGUGACCAAGGUGUGGUCCCUGUCCCGCUGCUGGCCAACCUCUCUGUGGAGGCACAGCCCCCCUGGCUGCCUGGACUGGAGGCCCGCUACGUGGCCUUUGCCCGGGACCUCAUGGCUGAUGCAAAACGUCAGAGUCGGCCCUUCUUCCUGUACUACGCCUCUCAUCAUACCCACUACCCCCAGUUCAGUGGAAAGAGCUUUAUGGGACACUCAGGCCGUGGACCAUUUGGGGACUCCUUGUUGGAGCUAGAUGCGGCUGUGGGGGCUUUGAUGGCCACCAUUGGGGACCUGGGGCUGCUCAGAGAGACGCUGGUCAUCUUCACCGCAGAUAAUGGACCUGAAACGAUGCGGAUGUCCCAUGGCGGCUGCUCCGGACUCCUGCGGUGUGGGAAGGGGACCACCUAUGAAGGGGGCGUCCGAGAGCCAGCCUUGGCCUACUGGCCAGGCCACAUCACCCCCGGGGUGACCCACGAGCUAGCCAGCUCCCUGGACCUUCUGCCCACUCUGGCCGCGCUGGCUGAGGCCCCGCUGCCCAAUGUCACCUUGGAUGGCUUCGACCUCAGCCCUGUACUGCUGGGCACAGGCAAGAGCCCCCGGCAGUCUGUCUUCUUCUACCCAAGCUACCCAGAUGAGGUCCAUGGGGUCUUCGCUGUACGGAGUGGGAAAUACAAGGCUCAUUUCUUCACCCAGGGCUCUGCCCACAGCGAUACAACUCCAGAUCCAGCCUGCCAUGCCUCAAGCCCACUUACUGCCCACGAACCCCCACUGCUCUUUGACCUGUCCACUGAUCCUGGCGAGAAUUACGACCUCCUAGGAGGGACGAGCCUGGUCUCCCAGGAAGUGCUGCAGGCACUAAAGGAGAUUCAGCUGCUUAAGGCCCAAUUUGAUGCAGAGAUGACUUUCAGCCCCAGCCAGAUGGCCCUGGGGGAGGACCCUGCCCUACAGGUCUGCUGUCAGCCGGGUUGCAAGCCUUGGCCGGUCUGCUGCUACUGCCCAGACCAGGGGCCUGGUAUGGGCCCCAGUGCGGCCCCCCGAAUCCAGCCCCAGCCUGAACCACAGGCCCAGGCCCUACCUGAGCCCCAACCUCAACCCGAGCCCCAACCCCAGCCUGAGCCCCAGCUCCAACCCCAGGCCCAGCCUGAGCCCCAGGCCCACCCCCAGCCUGAGCCCCACCUGGGUGUGGGUCCUGUGUUACUGCAGGCUCUCCUGCAGCUUAUCUGUAACACAUACCUGUGUGCAUGUGCGCUCACAAAUGAGCACGUGUGCCAACUAGUGUGUGCCUGCAUGCCACAUGUACGCCUGCAGUUCCCCUGGUCCCGGAUGCUGGCCGUGAUGUCCCCAGAACCUCCUUUGACUGAGGAGGUCCCUCCGCCAAGCAGUCCCAAGGAAGCCUCCCAGGCAGCUGUGGUGACACGGGGUACAGCUGGCCCUCAGUUCAUGCCCUCUGCACUGACAGCGCCCCCAGAGUGA